This is a messenger RNA of Cricetulus griseus (Chinese hamster), 953 nucleotides long. The record is from RefSeq and is a predicted model, not a curated record. NCBI's taxonomy places the organism in Eukaryota, Metazoa, Chordata, Mammalia, Rodentia, Cricetidae.
GUGGCCCAGCCACUCACUGCCCAGCCAUGGGGGACACUUUCAUUCGCCACAUUGCCCUCCUGGGCUUCGAGAAGCGCUUCGUUCCCAGCCAACACUAUGUGUACAUGUUCCUGGUGAAGUGGCAGGUCCUGUCAGAGAAGGUCGUCUACAGGAAAUUCACCGAGAUCUACGAGUUCCAUAAAAUGCUAAAGGAGAUGUUCCCAAUCGAGGCAGGCGAGAUCAACACAGAGAACAGAAUCAUCCCACACCUCCCCGCACCCAGAUGGUUUGAUGGGCAGCGUGCCGCUGAGAGUCGUCAGGGAACGCUCACAGAGUACUUCAACACCCUCAUGGGACUGCCCGUCAAGAUCUCCCGCUGCCCACACCUGUUGGACUUCUUCAAAGUUCGGCCUGAUGACCUGAAGCUGCCCACGGACAGCCAGGUGAAGAAGCCAGAGACAUACCUGAUGCCCAAAGAUGCCAAGAAUAAUGUAGCUGACAUCACAGGUCCCAUCAUCCUUCAAACCUAUCGUGCCAUCGCUGACUAUGAGAAGAGCUCACGCACGGAAAUGACUGUGGCUACUGGAGACGUGGUGGACGUAGUGGAGAAAAGCGAGAGCGGCUGGUGGUUUUGCCAGAUGAAGACAAAGAGAGGCUGGGUCCCUGCAUCCUACUUGGAGCCCCUUGACAGUCCCGAUGAGGCAGAGGACCCGGAUCCCAACUAUGCAGGUGAACCAUAUGUAACCAUCAAAGCCUACACUGCUGUGGAAGAGGAUGAGGUGUCACUGUCAGAGGGUGAAGCCAUCGAGGUCAUUCAUAAGCUCCUGGACGGCUGGUGGGUGGUCAGGAAAGGGUAUGCCACCGGCUACUUCCCAUCCAUGUAUCUGCAGAAGGCUGGGGAGGAGGUGACCCAGGCCCAGAGGCUGAUUAGAGGCCGCGGGGCACCGCCGCGCAGGAUGUGGCAGACACAGUGA